AUGGAGGCAACGCGCAGCCCAGGCGCAGGCGGCAGCUAUGCCAGGAAAGCACAACUUGCCGACGAGCGCAAGAGGCUGCUCACCGACAGAAACGCCUACAUUGCGUACUUGGAAAAUCAAGUGGAGCGCUCAAACACGGCCUUGCUGGAGGUUGAGGCGGCCGCCUCCGACCUUCGUCUGCUGCGGGGGCGUGUGGACGACCUGGAGGAGAAGCUCCAAAGUUCCAGUCGCACCUGGGAGCUCGUCCAGGCUCAGAGCGUCCAGAUGCACGAGGCUGGGGCAGAGAACGCCGCCCUUCACCCCCUUCGGCGCCAAGCGAUUCUGUUGGUACUCUAG
This is a messenger RNA of Symbiodinium natans, 336 nucleotides long. NCBI's taxonomy places the organism in Eukaryota, Dinophyceae, Suessiales, Symbiodiniaceae. The record is from the annotation of a GenBank genome assembly.